AUGUCAUCUGGUGGUCCAUCUAAUCCUGGUAAAGGGAAAAAGAUAGCAAAACCUAAAGCAAAAGGGGCACCAAAAAGGCCACGCUAUGUAAUAAAGGUUCCUCCUACAAGACCAUCCACAUCUACUCCACCCACUAUUGCUGGCACAAAUAAUGCACCCUUACAGUCCCCCUCCCUAGCUCUUGUACCCAAGCCAUUACCAUCUCCAUCCGUACCUAUUGUAGAGGCCACACCACCUCCUAUUAUGGUACCCACACCAUGCCCUCCUUUGGUACCCACACCACCUCCUAUUAUUGUACCCACACCAUGCCCUUCUUUCAUACCCAUACAACCUUAUGUUAUGGUACCCACACUACCUCCAGUUGUGGUGCCCAUGACACCCCCUAUUGUGGUACCACAACCUUCUUCCUCACCCUCUGUUGAUGUUAUACCUUCUCCAUCAUCAGUCUCUUCUCCUAAUAUUCCUACAACUCCAAAUCCUACUGAUGCAGAUGCUGCUAUUGUUGACCCUCCUCUCUAUGAACGACUGAUGAUUGAACCUUAUGGGAAAGGGUAA
Messenger RNA from Vigna unguiculata (cowpea), 555 nucleotides. Lineage: Eukaryota; Viridiplantae; Streptophyta; Magnoliopsida; Fabales; Fabaceae. The record is from RefSeq and is a predicted model, not a curated record.